Molecule: messenger RNA, 2202 nt
Organism: Suricata suricatta (meerkat)
Lineage: Eukaryota; Metazoa; Chordata; Mammalia; Carnivora; Herpestidae
Gene: MCM3
Product: minichromosome maintenance complex component 3
Exons: 11
Coding region: 202-1680 (492 amino acids)
Biological process (GO): mitotic DNA replication initiation; DNA strand elongation involved in DNA replication; double-strand break repair via break-induced replication
Cellular component (GO): MCM complex; nucleus
Molecular function (GO): ATP binding; single-stranded DNA binding; single-stranded DNA helicase activity
Source: RefSeq, a predicted model, not a curated record
GAAAAAGUUCUCAAUUGGAUACUCUCUAUUCUCGCGUAAGAGGGAUCAGCCAAUCAGAAUGUGUAUAUCCCCCAGAAAAGCUCCGCCCCUUCCCUACGUAGCCUUUGGUGGCGGGAAAAGUUCGGAAGUUUUCGCGCCGGGGCGGGGUCAUCUGGGGACCCUCCGCGCGUAUUUGGAGGUAGUAGUUCCCAGGAGGCGAGCAUGGCGGGGACCGUGGUACUGGACGACGUGGAGCUGCGAGAGGCGCAGAGAGAUUACCUGGACUUCUUGGAUGACGAGGAAGACCAGGGAAUUUAUCAGAGCAAAGUUCGGGAGCUGAUCAGUGACAACCAAUACCGGUUGAUUGUCAAUGUGAACGACCUGCGCAGGAAAAAUGAGAAGAGGGCUAACCGCCUCCUGAGCAAUGCCUUUGAGGAGCUGGUUGCCUUCCAGCGGGCUUUAAAGGAGUUUGUGGCCUCCAUUGAUGCUACUUAUGCUAAGCAGUAUGAAGAGUUCUACAUAGGAUUGGAGGGCAGCUUUGGCUCCAAGCAUGUGUCUCCCCGGACUCUUACUUCCUGCUUCCUCAGCUGUGUGGUCUGUGUGGAGGGCAUUGUCACUAAGUGCUCUCUAGUUCGUCCCAAAGUCAUCCGCAGUGUCCACUAUUGCCCUGCUACCAAGAAGACUAUAGAGCGACGUUAUUCUGAUCUCACCAGCCUGGUGGCUUUUCCGUCCAGCUCUGUCUAUCCUACCAAGGAUGAGGAAAACAAUCCCCUUGAGACAGAAUAUGGCCUUUCCGUCUACAAGGACCACCAGACCAUCACCAUCCAGGAGAUGCCGGAGAAGGCCCCCGCCGGGCAACUCCCCCGUUCUGUGGACGUCAUUCUGGAUGAUGACUUGGUAGAUAAAGUGAAGCCUGGUGAUCGAGUCCAGGUGGUGGGGACCUACCGUUGCCUUCCUGGAAAGAAGGGAGGCUAUACUUCAGGGACCUUCAGGACUAUCCUGAUUGCCUGUAAUGUGAAGCAAAUGAGCAAGGAUGUUCAGCCUUCAUUCUCCGCUGAGGAUAUAGCCAAGAUCAAGAAGUUCAGUAAAACUCGUUCCAAGACAUCACCAGUUACAGCCCGGACGCUGGAAACUCUGAUUCGCUUGGCCACAGCCCAUGCCAAGGCCCGCAUGAGCAAGACUGUGGACCUGCAGGAUGCAGAGGAAGCUGUCGAGUUGGUCCAGUAUGCUUACUUCAAGAAGGUUCUAGAGAAGGAGAAGAAACGUAAGAAGCGAAAUGAGGAUGAAUCAGAGACAGAUGACGAAGAGGAAAAAAGCCAGGAGGACCAAGAGCAGAAGAGGAAGAGGAGGAAAACUCGUCAUUCCGAUGCCAAGGAUGGGGACACCUAUGACCCUUAUGACUUCAGUGACACAGAGGAGGAAAUGCCUCAAGUGCACACUCCAAAGACCGCAGACUCGCAGGAGACCAAGGAGUCCCAGAAGGUGGAAUUGAGUGAAUCCAGGUUGAAGGAAUUCAAGGUGGCCCUUUUAGAUGUGUUCCGGGAAGCUCAUGCGCAGUCGGUGGGCAUGAAUCGCCUCACAGAAUCCAUCAAUCGGGACAAAGAAGAGCCUUUCUCUUUGGCAGAGAUCCAGGCUGCGCUGAGCAAGAUGCAGGACGACAACCAGGUCAUGGUCUCUGAAGGCAUCAUCUUUCUCAUCUGAGGAGGCCUCCUCUCUGAACUCUGGGUUCUGCCAAGGAAGUUUCUUCCAUGUUUCCUCUCCCCUCCCGGUCUUUGCCUUCAUUCCCCGAAUAACGUGUUAAUUGAAUUGAAGUUGAUGGACAUGUGACCAAGCUGCCGUGGGAUAAAGAGAAGAAAGUGGGCCAGGACUAAGACUGCUACCUGUCCAUCCAUUCAUUCAUCCGUGACUCAUUCUCCCCGUUUCCUACCCAGAACAAACCAAGCCACUGUUGGCUAUAAAUAACAUAUAAUCCCUGACAAGGGGGCAAGGGGAACCACAGCUUUUUCUUUUGUGUGUCCUUUCUGUGUGUGUUGGCUGUGUUUUCUCUCCUGAGCACGCAGUCUAGAACAGGCCUUGAGUGGUUCUGUGCUGGUGGAGUGAGGCUCUGGGGCAAGUCGUGAAGGUCAAGCAAGCUUGCUUUGCUGUAGCACCAGUUAAGGUUAAUACAUGCUUCUGACCCAAAUAUCUGAGACAUUGAAUAAACUUAACUAUUUUUAUAUUAUA